AUGGCGGUACAAGAGGAAGGCUCUUCAUCGAUGGCUGUCGGGCGGCGAGGGUCCCGGGCCGCCACAGGCCCCGCCCCGGCGGCGGCGGCGCAGGCGCAGGGCGGCGGGCGGCGUCGCCCCUGGCAACGGCGGCAACAACGCGCGGCGGCGGCGGCGGCAGUCGAGACGGCUCGCGCGCCGCGGCUACCCGGACCGUGCCCGCCGCGCCCGCGCCGCAGGUCGCCCGCCCCAGCGGAGCCCCAGCGCCGCGCCGCGCCGCGCCGCGCGCCCGUGGCGACCGCGCCGCCAGUGGCACAGGCCGCUGCCGCCGCCGCUGCCGCCCCGCGCCGGAUGGCGGCGCCGCGGAAGACGGCCGUCGCCCGGCCCGGCCGCCGCCGCCACCAAGUGCUCUUCUGCCCGCCUCCGUGCUGA
Molecule: messenger RNA, 411 nt
Organism: Schistocerca americana (American grasshopper)
Lineage: Eukaryota; Metazoa; Arthropoda; Insecta; Orthoptera; Acrididae
Product: atherin-like
Exons: 1
Coding region: 1-411 (136 amino acids)
Source: RefSeq, a predicted model, not a curated record